Molecule: messenger RNA, 1086 nt
Organism: Fibroporia radiculosa
Lineage: Eukaryota; Fungi; Basidiomycota; Agaricomycetes; Polyporales; Fibroporiaceae
Exons: 6
Coding region: 1-1086 (361 amino acids)
Biological process (GO): protein transport
Cellular component (GO): cytoplasm
Source: RefSeq, a predicted model, not a curated record
AUGUUGCUCUACAUACCCCAGACAGUAUGUGUUUCUGGCGGAAUAGUCAAGGGCACCGUAGAGCUCGAUUUCCGCCUCCUACACGAGGAACAAGUUGAGGAGGUGCAUGUGAAGCUGAGGGGUUAUGCACGCACAGACAUCAGGCGUAACAAUCAGACUAUAAGACAGUUCGUGGAGCUCGCGCGGGAGAAUACAUCCGUUUGGACCCGAGGAUCGAUAUACCCGUCACCAGGCCAGCACGCUCUUGUCGUCCCUUUUCAGUUCCGCCUUCCAGCCGAUCUGCCGCCUUCAUUCAGUUGCAGCACUAUCGGGGCUUGGGCAGUUGUUCGGUAUUAUGUCGAAGCUGUUGGUGUGCGCCCGGGGAUGCUGCGCCUGAACAAGCGGGCAUCCCAACCAUUAGCGGUUGUCCCUCACGACUCCAUUGGCCAGAGGAUCAAAACUCAAGUUUUGGCUGGAUGGAGAGGCCCAAUGGGAGACGGGUACGCAGAGAAGAGAAUACGGAAAGGCCUGUGGGGAGACUACGCAACUGUGGAGAUGAAGUACAUGUGCCCGAUGAUUUCUGUAUUUCCGCUCUUCACAAAGGUACCGUUCGUGCUUACAAUUGUUACGAAAAGCAAGGAGAUGGACCGUGACAGCGAGAAGAAGCUAUGGCCCGUUCCUCCCCGGUCUCCUCGGGAAUGGAGCAAUCAUACAGUAUGUUCGUUAGGUGGACUAGGGGGCUCAGCCGGGGAUCCAGAUAUGGAGACACCUGAGAACGAAUGGAUACCCUCGGAAUCGGAAAAGGGCAAGGGCAGAUGGAAGCAGACUGUCUCCUUUAGUUCGUCCCUUGAGUUCAAGUGUCCUCCGUCAUUCCGGUUCCCCAUCCUAACAUGCGAGUACUCGCUACAUAUCGAAGUGAGCUUUGGCGGUUUGUUCAACAGUAUAAGCGUAGAUAUUCCGGCCGUGAUAGGUUCCGGCAUGUUGAGUUUGGAGGAUACCACUCAAAGUGAUACAUCUCCGAUCAUAGUCGUGCAUCCUAGUGCUAACGCGCUUGAUCUACCUCCAUCAUAUUGGAGCACGGAGAGUUGGAAUGACCACAAGGAAUAG